Molecule: messenger RNA, 2307 nt
Organism: Manis pentadactyla (Chinese pangolin)
Lineage: Eukaryota; Metazoa; Chordata; Mammalia; Pholidota; Manidae
Gene: LFNG
Product: LFNG O-fucosylpeptide 3-beta-N-acetylglucosaminyltransferase
Exons: 8
Coding region: 105-1241 (378 amino acids)
Biological process (GO): regulation of Notch signaling pathway; pattern specification process
Cellular component (GO): Golgi membrane
Molecular function (GO): O-fucosylpeptide 3-beta-N-acetylglucosaminyltransferase activity
Source: RefSeq, a predicted model, not a curated record
CGCGGGCGGUGCACAGCUGGACGCGCCACUGGACCAGAGACGGUGGGCGCGGAGUGCGUGCAGAGCGCACGGGGCAGGGGGCGCCGCGCGGCCGUCACUCCACCAUGCUUAAGCGCUGCGGCCGGCGCCUGCUGCUGGCGCUGGCGGGCGCUCUGCUUGCCUGCCUGCUGGUGCUCACGGCCGACCCACCGCCGCCCCCGGUGCCAGCCGAGCACGGCCGGCGCGCGUUGCGUAGCCUAGCGGGCCCCGCGGGGGCGGCCCCGGCGCCCGGGCAGGAGGCAGCGGCGUCGCCUGGAGUGCUUGCCCGCGAGGUGCACAGUCUGUCCGAGUACUUCAGCCUGCUGACCCGCGCGCGCAGAGACGUGGGCCCGCCGCCCGGGGGCGCCUCCCGCCCCGCUGACGGCCACUCGCCGCAGCCGGCGGAGCCGCUCGCGCCCCGCGACGUCUUCAUCGCGGUGAAGACCACCAAAAAGUUUCAUCGCGCGCGCCUCGACCUGCUGCUAGAGACCUGGAUCUCGCGCCACAAGGAGAUGACCUUCAUUUUCACCGAUGGGGAAGAUGAAGCUCUGGCCAGGCGCACGGGCAAUGUGGUCAGAACUAACUGCUCGGCUGCCCACAGCCGCCAGGCCCUCUCCUGCAAGAUGGCUGUGGAGUACGACCACUUCAUCAAAUCGGGGAGGAAGUGGUUCUGCCACGUGGACGAUGAUAAUUACGUCAAUGUACGGGCCCUGUUGCGGCUGCUGGCCAGCUACCCCCCUACACAGGACAUUUACAUCGGCAAGCCCAGCCUGGACAGGCCCAUCCAGGCCACAGAGCGGGUCAGCGAGCACAAGGUGCGUCCUGUCCACUUCUGGUUUGCUACUGGUGGGGCUGGCUUCUGCAUCAGCCGGGGGCUGGCCCUGAAGAUGAGCCCAUGGGCCAGCGGGGGCCACUUCAUGAGCACAGCCGAGCGGAUUCGGCUGCCAGAUGACUGCACCAUUGGCUACAUUGUGGAGGCCCUGCUGGGUGUGCCCCUCAUCCGCAGUGGCCUCUUCCACUCCCACCUGGAGAACCUGCAGCAGGUGCCCUCCUCGGAGCUGCAUGAGCAGGUGACCCUGAGCUAUGGCAUGUUUGAAAAUAAGAGGAAUGCUGUCCAUGUGAAGGGGCCCUUCUCGGUGGAGGCCGACCCAUCCAGGUUCCGCUCCAUCCAUUGCCACCUGUACCCGGACACACCCUGGUGUCCUCGCACCGCCGUCUUCUAGCAGCCAUGGCUAAGACCCCGUCCCUGGGCACCCCUGGUAUCCAAAGGGCCCGGGGACCCCUGUUGUGCCACCCUGGCCUUGGCAUUCGAGGUUCCCCAGGGCUGUGCCUGUCCGUGGAGCAGACUGCUGAGCAGCUCUGCUCGUGGAGGAGCAGGCAAACCAGCAGCCUGGCUGCCUCCCCAUGCUCCGAGGGCAGUGGCCCUAGAACCCAUGCCCGGAAGAAUCUGUCUGUCAGGUCACUCAGAAGGCAGUUGGUGAUUAUGAAUUGGGGCCUUUGGGCAGCAUGGGACUGGGGGCUACUCUGCAGGGGUGUGCAGGCGCCUGGCCCUUCCCCUCCCCUGCACUCCCAGGGGAGCUGAUGCUCAGUGAGGGAGCGCUGGGUUUGGGCUCAGUGUCCCAGAUCUGCUCCCCACACUGAGCACUGGCCCCCCCACUGUGGCUCAGAGCAACAGCAGCUACUGCCUGCCUUCAUGCAGCUCCCCAUUAAGCCCUCAGUGGCUGCCCUCCCAGCCAUUUGCGGGCAAGGGUCUUCUGGGCCCUCCUAGCCGUCUUCCCUCUGUCUCCCCGUGGUGGGGAGUCAGAGAUGCAUGUUGUAUCUCCUCUCCAAAGUAGAGAGAAAGUCGCCCAUAGUGGGUGUGUCUGUAAAUAUUGUGACAGUAUUUUUUUACUGUGUGUGUUUUUUGAAAAGGGGGGGGUGGGUAAAAAAGUAGGAUGUUUCUGUCUUUUUUUUCAGGGGGUGGGGGAGGGUGUUAUUUUAUCUUUUCUGUGGAUCAGAAAAAGCAGAAGCCAAACCAGGGGUAUUCUUUGUUGUUAAAGCAGAUGGAAACAUCUAACACUGUGUAUUUAUGUGUCUGGACUCUCCCGCCCCAUUCCUGCAUAGUACCUGUCUCCUGCAGGCCCAGCUUGGUGCACCUGGCCUGUGAGCUGUGUUUUGUCUUCUAUUUUUCUUUCUGCAAAGACAUAGCUAGGAAAGUGAAUAAGGGAGAAGUUCUCAGGGAAUUGAAGUGUGGUUGCUAUGGUGAUAUCCUUUGCUGUGAAUAAAGGUGCUCUUUGGGGCAAUCCCGGG